Molecule: messenger RNA, 960 nt
Organism: Arachis duranensis
Lineage: Eukaryota; Viridiplantae; Streptophyta; Magnoliopsida; Fabales; Fabaceae
Exons: 6
Coding region: 101-703 (200 amino acids)
Molecular function (GO): protein binding
Source: RefSeq, a predicted model, not a curated record
GUGUGCUUCGGAGAGAAACGGUUAUGGAAGUGGCAGAGAAGACAGCACCACAAGCUCCUUUCAGUCUCGGAGCCACACUUACGCACUCUUAAAGCAGCAGAUGGAGGUAGCUGCUAAAUCUGAGGAUUACAAAGAAGCCGCUAGGAUUCGAGACUCACUCAAGCUGUUUGAGGAGGAGGAGCCUGUUUUGCGUUUAAGGAGAUUGCUCAAGGAAGCCAUUGCUGAUGAGAGAUUCAAGGAUGCAGCCAAAUACCGUGAUGAACUAAAAAGCAUUGCCCCACAUUCAUUUUUAAAAUGUUCAAGUGAUGCUACAACAUUGGGAAUCAGGGUUCAAGUUAGGAGUAUAUAUAUAGAGGGAAGAAGUCAACCUUCGAAGGGGCUAUACUUCUUUGCAUAUAGAAUAAGAAUCUCCAAUAACUCAGACCAACCUGUUCAACUUCUUAGAAGGCAUUGGAUUAUAACAGAUGGUAAUGGGAAAAUGGAAAAUGUCUGGGGGAGUGGUGUUGUAGGUGAACAGCCAACAAUACUUCCCGGGACUAGUUUUGAAUACUCUUCAGCAUGCCCAUUGAACACACCAAAUGGUAGAAUGGAAGGUGACUUUGAGAUGAUACACAUUGAUAAAGUAGGCUCAAGAUCGUUUAACGUGGCCAUUGCCCCUUUUUCUCUGUCACUCCUUGGAGAUGAUGAAGGCAAUUCUGUUUGAGACAGAAUUGCAAUACCACUUUCUGAGGUUUUUGUGUCGAAUUAGCGCCGAAAUGUGAUCAAGGAUUAAAAGCAGUCAAAAUUCAUAUUUGCAUUAUUAUUUAAGAGUAAAUUUUUGCCACUGUUGCGAAACUGACGAUCAACAAAUAUUUUUCCAUGCAUAUGUACAUAAUGAUGUGAAGAAUUUGGGGAUUUAUACUAUAGAUAGUUCAAAGUUCCAACUCUGCUAUUUCCAAUCACUAUUUCAUUUUAUCUCAA